Teleopsis dalmanni is the source of this 1769-nucleotide messenger RNA. It is a transcript of the gene MFS18, whose product is annotated as solute carrier family 17 member 9. The record is from RefSeq and is a predicted model, not a curated record. The transcript is spliced from 5 exons. Gene Ontology annotation, biological process: transmembrane transport. Gene Ontology annotation, molecular function: transmembrane transporter activity. Bases 143 to 1459 code for a protein of 438 amino acids. NCBI's taxonomy places the organism in Eukaryota, Metazoa, Arthropoda, Insecta, Diptera, Diopsidae.
UAGUUUAUAGUUUAAAUAAUUGAAAAUAAAAGUUUACAAAUAAGUGGAAUCUAGUGUAAACAAAUUACUCUAAAAAUGGUAGAAAUAAGUUGACGUGUAAGUUGUGUUAAAUUAAGUUUUCCAAAAAUAAUAUCUGUAGAAGAUGAGUAUGGAAGAGAAAUUAAAAUAUUCACUCCUACGCGGUGAACUGACAGAUAAUCAAAGCAUAUGGACUCGGCAUGAGAAACGUGUCUGGUUUUUAACAUUAAUUACUGGAACAUGUAUGUUGUAUUCAACGCGUACGACAAUGCCGUUGCUGGUGCCUGCAGUUGCAGCCGAGCAGAAAUGGACCAAAACAGACUCAGGAACUGUACUGAGUUCAUUUUUUUGGGGAUACACCUUAACGCAGGUUGUUGGCGGAUAUUUCAGCGAUCGGUUUGGUGGUCAGAAAGUUAUUUUAUUUGCCGCAAUUGGAUGGUCACUAAUAACAUUCUUUAUGCCAAACAUAAUAUGGUGGGCACCUGAAAUCAAAACGUAUUCCAUACCCUUUAUAGUAACAAUACGCAUCAUAAAUGGCGCCUUUCAGGGUGUACAUUUUCCAAGCAUGAUUAGUUUAACUAGUCAGAAUCUUUGCUCAAAUGAACGCACAAGUUUUUUUGGACUUCUCACUGCCGGUUCUGCCAUGGGCACACUGCUUACCGGUAUAUUGGGUUCCUUUGUUUUAGAUUACUUUGGUUGGUCAUAUGUGUUUCGAGUAAUUGGUUUCCUUGGCAUUUCUUGGGCUUUAAUAUUGCGGUAUUACGCAAUGGCAGGCGAACGGAGUCGUAUUAUAAAUGUUUCUGCACCAGCGAGACUAUGUACCAAUAAAGCAAUUGAUACUGUGCCGUGGUUGCGCUACUUUAGACGUUUAUCAUUUUGGGCGUGUGUUCUAACGCAUGCAUGCGAAAUGAAUUGCUUUUUUGUGCUUCUAUCGUGGUUACCAACAUAUUUUCAUGAUGGAUUUCCGCAUGCCAAAGGUUGGAUUGUAAAUAUGAUACCUUGGUUAGCGCUACCACCCUGCACAUUCUUUGCCAAAUACCUCACUGGACGAUUGCUGACACGCGAGUGGUCCACUUCGUCCGUGCGUAAAAUUAUACAAAGCUGCUGCUUUGCCGCACAAAAUCUCGCACUUUUCAUCAUGAGCCGUACCAAUAGCUUUUCCACUGCUUUAAUAUGCAUGACAGUCAUAAUUGGUGGUACAGGCUUCCAUAACAAUGCAGUGACUGUGAAUCCUCAAGACUUAGCACCUUCCCAUUCGGGUAGUGUAUUUGGACUAAUGAAUACGGUGGGAGCAGUGCCUGGUUUUCUAGGUGUUUAUCUUGCUGGUCAUAUACUGGAAGUGACGCAAAGUUGGCCUACUGUUUUUAGUGCUGCCGCUGGUAUUAACCUCAUUGGAUGGGCAAUAUUUGUUAUAUUUGGUUCAGCAGAAGCAAUUGUGUGAUUUUAUAUAAGCAAGCAUCGUGUAUUAGACAAGUUCCAUUGCUAUAUUAAUUAAACAUUUCCAUAAGUAAAAUUCUCCGUUGACUUAACAUUAGAAAUGUGUACUAUAUUUUAAUUAGGUAAUUUAUUAAUUAUUUUGUAAAAUAUAUUGUGUGUACAUAUAUACUUAAUAUGUAAUCAGGUUUAUUAAUUUUAAUAAAAGUGAUAUACACAUAAAUCAAAUAAUAAUUUAUUUAUUGUCAUAUGCCAUCAUUCUGCAGACUCUGAUAUAUGAUCGUAACCCCACAAAUAUUAAUGCAUUAUAUUGGUAU